UACAAAGGCAGGGCCAGGCCAGCUGCUGCCACAGCCCGGCUGCCUCCCACCUCCUGCUCCAGAGGGACCCGGUGCCGUCCAGGGGACCCAGCCCGCCCGUGCCCGCCUGGCCUCAGGAGGGGCCCAGGAAGGCCUGCGCUGGUCCAGCUUCCAUCCCCAAAGGUGGCCAUGGGCCGAGGGGCGCGCGCGCUCCUGCUGCUGCUGGGCCUGCUGCAGGGGGCCGGGGGCGGCGAGGGCAGGAAGACCUGGCGGCGCCGCGGCCAGCAGCCGCCCCCGCAGCGAGCCGAGGCGGUGCCCGCGGCCGGACCGCCCGUGGAGAGCUUCCCGCUGGACUUCACGGCCGUGGAGGGCAACAUGGACAGCUUCAUGGCGCAGGUGAAGAGCCUGGCGCAGUCCCUGUACCCCUGCUCCGCGCAGCAGCUCAACGAGGACCUGCGCCUGCACCUCCUGCUCAACACGUCGGUGACCUGCAACGACGGCAGCCCCGCCGGCUACUACCUGAAGGAGUCCAAGGGCAGUCGGCGCUGGCUGCUCUUCCUGGAAGGCGGCUGGUACUGCUUCAACCGCGAGAACUGCGACUCCCGGUACAACACGCUGCGGCGCCUCAUGAGCUCCAAGGACUGGCCGCGCACGCGCACAGGCACCGGGAUCCUGUCCUCCCAGCCCGAGGAAAACCCCCACUGGUGGAACGCCAACAUGGUCUUCAUCCCCUACUGCUCCAGUGAUGUCUGGAGUGGGGCUUCACCCAAGUCGGACAAGAAUGAAUAUGCCUUCAUGGGCGCCCUCAUCAUCCAGGAGGUGGUGCGGGAGCUCCUGGGCAAAGGGCUGAGUGGGGCCAAGGUGCUGCUGCUGGCAGGGAGCAGCGCGGGCGGCACGGGGGUGCUGCUCAACGUGGACCGCGUGGCGGAGCAGCUGCAGGAGCUGGGCCACCCCACCAUUCAGGUGCGGGGCCUGGUGGACUCGGGCUGGUUCCUGGACAACAAGCAGUACCACCGCACGGACUGCGUGGACACGGCCACCUGUGCGCCCACCGACGCCAUCCGCCUGGGCAUCAGGUACUGGAACGGGGUGGUCCCUGAGCGCUGCCGGCGCCAGUUCAAGGAGGGCGAGGAGUGGAACUGCUUCUUCGGCUACAAGGUCUACCCGACGCUGCGCUGCCCUGUGUUCGUGGUGCAGUGGCUGUUCGACGAGGCCCAGCUGACCGUGGACAACGUGCACCUCACGGGGCAGCCGGUCCAGGAGGGCCAGUGGCUGUACAUCCAGAACGUGGGCCGGGAGCUGCGGCAGACGCUCAAGGACGUGGCGGCCAGCUUCGCGCCCGCCUGCCUCUCCCACGAGAUCAUCCUCCGAAGCCACUGGACUGAGGUGCAGGUGAAGGGGACCUCACUCCCGCGGGCGCUGCACUGCUGGGACAGGAGCCUCCACGAGGGCCACAAGGGCAGCAAAACCCCUCUGAAGGGCUGCCCCGUCCACCUGGUGGACGGCUGCUCCUGGCCCCACUGCAACCCCUCGUGCCCCACCAUCCGCGACCAGCUCACAGGGCAGGAGAUGAACGUGGCCCAGUUCCUCAUGCACAUGGGCUUUGACGUGCAGGCCCUGGCGCAGCAGCAGGGUCUGGAGCCCAGCAAGCUGCUGGGGAUGCUGAGCAGUGGGAGUUAGGGCCCCCGCAAGCCCCCGGGCCCCCCCCCCCGGGCCCACCCCUCCCGGCCCCCUGCCCCUCCCGGGACAGCUGGGUCCGGACGCCCACCCCCAGCAGCCUUCACCGCCCCUCUGGACCCCGGACGCGGCCUCCCCCGCCCCCGCCUGCGGUGGGGAGACCGCGCACUGGACCCUCAGCCCCGCCCUCAGCCCAGGCUCUCCUGCCCUUUUGUAUUAUUUUAUAAAGUGACUUUUUUAUUACUUUAAUUUUUUAAAAAGGAAAAUAAGCAAGAAAUAUAUGAUGAAUGAUAUUGUUUUGUAACAUAUAUUUUUUAAAUAAUGAGAUUAAAAAAGACAACAAAAGA
This is a messenger RNA of Myotis myotis, 2003 nucleotides long. It is a transcript of the gene NOTUM, whose product is annotated as notum, palmitoleoyl-protein carboxylesterase. Bases 169 to 1659 code for a protein of 496 amino acids. Gene Ontology annotation, molecular function: hydrolase activity. The record is from RefSeq and is a predicted model, not a curated record. The transcript is spliced from 12 exons. Lineage: Eukaryota; Metazoa; Chordata; Mammalia; Chiroptera; Vespertilionidae.